Messenger RNA from Microthlaspi erraticum, 654 nucleotides. The record is from the annotation of a GenBank genome assembly. Lineage: Eukaryota; Viridiplantae; Streptophyta; Magnoliopsida; Brassicales; Brassicaceae.
AUGUCUUCAGACGAUGAAGGAAGAGAGGAAUACCUCUUCAAGAUAGUUGUUAUCGGCGACUCUGCCGUCGGCAAAUCGAAUCUUCUGUCUCGCUACGCCCGGAACGAGUUCAGCGCGCAUUCCAAGGCGACGAUCGGCGUCGAGUUUCAGACGCAGAGCAUGGAGAUCGAAGGCAAGGAGGUCAAAGCUCAGAUUUGGGACACCGCCGGCCAGGAGCGUUUCCGUGCCGUCACCUCCGCCUACUACCGUGGCGCCGUCGGCGCUCUCGUCGUCUACGACAUCACCCGCCGCACCACCUUCGAGAGCGUCGGACGUUGGCUCGACGAGCUUAAGAUCCAUUCUGAUACAACGGUGGCGAGAAUGCUGGUGGGGAACAAGUGUGACAUGGGGAACAUAAGAGCAGUGAGCGUGGAGGAAGGCAAAGAGCUAGCAGAAGCGCAGGGGCUUUUCUUUGUGGAGACAUCGGCUCUUGAUUCGACCAACGUUAAAACAGCUUUCGAGAAGGUCAUACUUGAUAUCUACAAUAACGUGAGCCGUAAGCAACUCAACUCAGACACUUACAAAGAUGAACUCACCGUGAAUCGGGUAAGUCUCGUUAAGGACGAUAGCUCUGCCUCUAAACAAAGUUCUGGUUUUUCUUGCUGUUCCACUUGA